This is a messenger RNA of Scomber japonicus (chub mackerel), 1377 nucleotides long. It is a transcript of the gene tfap2d, whose product is annotated as transcription factor AP-2 delta (activating enhancer binding protein 2 delta). NCBI's taxonomy places the organism in Eukaryota, Metazoa, Chordata, Actinopteri, Scombriformes, Scombridae. The coding region runs from base 1 to 1377 and encodes 458 amino acids. The record is from RefSeq and is a predicted model, not a curated record. Gene Ontology annotation, cellular component: nucleus. Gene Ontology annotation, molecular function: RNA polymerase II transcription regulatory region sequence-specific DNA binding; DNA-binding transcription factor activity, RNA polymerase II-specific. Gene Ontology annotation, biological process: regulation of cell population proliferation; regulation of transcription by RNA polymerase II; anatomical structure development. The transcript is spliced from 8 exons.
AUGUCAACGACCUUCCCCGGACUUGUCCACGACGCAGAGAUACGUCACGACGGAUCAAACAGCUACCGGCUCAUGCAGCUCGGUUGUCUGGAGUCCGUGGCCAACUCCUCGGUCGCCUACUCCUCCUCCUCCCCGCUCACCUACCCGGCGCCGGCGGGGACGGAGUUUGCCUCGCCCUACUUCUCCGCCAACCACCAGUACACGCCCCUCCACCACCAGUCCUUCCACUACGAGUUCCAGCACUCCCACCCGGCCGUGGCCCCGGAGGCCUACGGGCUCAACUCCCUACACUCGGGCCAGUACUACCAGCAGCUCCAUCAUGGAGAACCGGCAGAUUUCAUCAACCUGCACAACGCGCGCUCGGCCCUCAAGUCCUCGUGCCUGGACGAGCAGCAGAGGCGCGAGCUCGGUUGCCUCGACGCUUACCGGCGCCAUGACCUGUCGUUGAUGACGUCACACGGCUCCCAGGCCUACGGCGUCGGUAUGCACCACGCGGACCAGAGGCUGCUGCCCGCCGCCGGCCUGGGCCUCUCUACGCCCGGGGGAGACGACCUGCAGGGCUCCGUGGAAGCGCAGUGUGGGCUCGUGCUGAACGGCCAAGGGGGCGUCAUCCGGAGAGGAGGAACGUGCGUGGUGAAUCCCACAGAUCUGUUCUGCUCGGUACCGGGUCGUCUGUCGCUGCUCAGCUCCACCUCCAAGUACAAAGUGACCAUCGCCGAGGUGAAAAGAAGACUGUCCCCUCCAGAGUGCCUCAACGCCUCCCUACUGGGCGGCAUACUGCGCAGAGCAAAGUCUAAGAACGGAGGCCGGUGUCUUCGUGAGAAAUUAGACCGUCUAGGCCUCAACCUGCCGGCAGGACGGAGGAAAGCCGCCAACGUCACACUGCUCACCUCCCUGGUGGAAGGUGAGGCGCUCCACCUGGCGAGGGACUUCGGCUACACCUGUGAGACAGAGUUUCCCAGCAAGGCGGUGGGGGAACAUUUGGCGAGGCAGCACAGCGAGCCGAAAGAAACCAGCGCACGCAAGAAAAUGGUUCUGGCUACAAAGCAAAUCUGUAAGGAGUUCCAGGACUUGUUGAGCCAAGAUCGUUCUCCUCUGGGCUCCUCCAGACCGACCCCCAUCCUGGACCUGGACAUCCAGAGACACCUCACACACUUCAGUCUGAUCACUCACGGUUUCGGCACGCCGGCGGUCUGCGCAGCUCUCAGCACCUUUCAGACAGUCCUGAGCGAGAUGCUCAACUACCUGGACAAAAACUCGAGCGGGAAAACGAGCGGACCCAACGACCAACAGAUCAACAACAGCUCGGAAAAGUCGCAGCUCCGGAAAACAGCCGAGCCCCAGAGCAAAGACGGGAAAACAGAAAAGACUGAGUAG